Closterium sp. NIES-67 is the source of this 2161-nucleotide messenger RNA. Lineage: Eukaryota; Viridiplantae; Streptophyta; Zygnematophyceae; Desmidiales; Closteriaceae. The record is from the annotation of a GenBank genome assembly.
GCAGACCCGACUAGUCACAACCUCAUAGGUCCCCACGCCAUGGCUGGAAUCUGGGAGGUAUCCCCCACCCCUAGUAGUAGACAGUGGACCUCUUGCAGUGUCCAGCGGCGUGAUCGAAUCGGCUUGCUUAUCCUCCUAAUGCUGGCUUGUGCAGCGUGCUACCGUCUUUCCUUAAUCCCAGCGGGAACUGCUUCAUGGCAUCGUCGAUUGUCUUGGAAGACAGACAGUAACAUAGAGGAAACUGCGAGCCAUUCAAUCGUCGUCCUUUCCGCAACAUCCGAAGAUCACUAUCACCCCGCUCUCGUUUCACCGCGUGAAGUCCAACCGUGGCAGGCACCGGAAGUCGCUUACGUUGCGAGUCAAAUGAUGAAACAAUAUGGAAGGCUGGACACGAAGGCCAAGAAGGAUUGCAAGCUGAUCCGUGACACCAACACGGUUACUUGGAAUAAUAACUCCAACUACGACGUUUUGACGCGCUGGCGAUAUCCUGGCAUUCCCGGCUCGUUCUUCGAUCAUGCUAUAAGCUUCAAGUACACGAGGAUGGAUGGUGUAACGCCUCGGCUUAAGAACUACCAGUGCCGACUUCUUGUCAGAGGACAAGAUUAUGAGGCACUCAGGCGCCUGCCAGUGGUACAAUCGGUCCCCUUCACCGACCAACAAAAUAUCGGCCCAGUGUUCACUGACGAAGACUUGCAUAUGAUUGCGGUUGUUUUCCCUCAGUACCAUGCAUUCAAGGAGAAUGACUUGUUUUGGGGAACCAACUUCACGGAAUGGACGAACUUAAAAUUGGCCUUUUUCAACCCGUGGAACUUUCAACCAAUCAAGCAUCCUAUUGGAACUUAUGGGGGCUAUUAUAACAUGCUCAGCCACUCCCAUCGUACAAGGAUGGGGAAAUUGGCACGGUUUUAUGGCAUACAUGGCUUCGCAUAUCAUCACUAUUGGUUUGAGUGCAACACUGUAUUCUUGGAGUCCGUCAUUAUGGAAAUGCUGAAAGAUGGACAACCGGACGUCCCUUUUAUGCUCAUUUGGGCAAAUGAAGCCUGGACACGUCACUGGACAGGAGAGACUGGCGAAGUGCUUCAGUCGCAGAGCUAUGGGAAUGAGACAUGCUGGCGGUUACAUUUUCAGUGGCUUUUACCCCUAUUUAAGCACCCGAACUACAUAAAAGUCAAUAAUAAGCCAGCAUUUGGAGUCUACAUUGUCCCCCUUAUCAAGGAGCUGAAGCCAAUGUUGAAAUUAUGGCGAUCUCUUGCCAAAGAGGAAGGUUUGCCAGGGCUUCAUAUCAUCCAGUGCUUGGGCCAUAAAGACACAGGUGUAUCGAGAAAUGUCAAUGCCAUCAUGGAGUACCAGCCAAAUCUGAAGAAAGGGCGGAUGAAGGUUGAAUCUCCAACAAAACGACUGCACAAAGCUCAUUACAGGGGGGAGUAUCUUGGUUGGGACAACUUCCCAAGGCAUAACCUUGACCCGCAUUUUGUUGUUGGGGACCUUGAUGAUGAUCCUGUUCAUGUGGAGGCAAGGCUGGAAGAGAGGUUUCGAAUCGCUCGGAAUGAUCCGAACAAUGGAACGACCCCCAACCUCUUCUUCCUUACUGCAUGGAAUGAAUGGGGAGAGGGGAACAUGCUGGAGCCAAACAACAUAUUCGGGUAUGGAAAUUUGAAUGCAGUUGCACUGGCAUAUGAGCACAGCAAGAAUGACGCCAGCAACGACAUUGACAUGUUAAACAAGCUGCAUGAAUCAAUGGACGAGUGCAGAUUGAAGCUGGACAUCCAAUACUACGUCGAUCUUGCAGGAGCAGACCUCUGGCAUCUACUGAGUGGGCCUGAACCAGAAAUGAGGGUGAUUGAGAACUGGCAAACAGAAGGCUUUAACAAAGGCAGGGAGUUCAGGCUGGUGAGUGAGCAGGAGGAUGCUGCUUGCAUGGGCAAAGCACAGUGUCGGUUUCUGUGUGGAAUGACCCUGGACAAGCACAUGGUGAGAUAUUUGCUGGAGGUGGACACAAGCCAUGUUGGGCAUUACAGCGAGAGCCCUUCAACUGAUGUUAACUGGAAAUGAUAUGCAUGCCACCAUAGCUUGUUUGCAUGUAUUUUAAUUAACGGGGUCUGAUCUAAGUUAGUGUUUGCUGGCGGAAAAUGGAGACUAUCGUUUGGGCAUGGAGCAAUUU